AUGAAUUACCUGCGCAGGCGACUCUCGGACAGCAACUUCAUGGCCAACCUGCCCAACGGCUACAUGACGGACCUUCAGCGCCCGCAGCCCCCUCCGCCGCCCCCCAGCGCCACCUCCCCAUCGCCCGGCAGCAUCUCGCCGGCUGAAAGGGCACCGUCUGCCCCCAGCCCCGGGGCUGGUGGGGGCGGCGGUGGAGCCGGAGGGUUUUUCUCCUCUCUCUCCAACGCGGUGAAGCAGACGACGGCGGCAGCGGCGGCCACUUUCAGCGAGCAGGUUGGGGGGGUUGCCGGCUCCGGAGGCUCCUCGGGGCGCAGCAAAGUGUUACUGGUGAUUGAUGAGCCGGGGACGGACUGGGCAAAAUAUUUCAAGGGGAAGAAACUUCAUGGGGAGAUGGACAUCAAAAUAGAACAGGCAGAGUUCUCUGACCUCAACUUGGUGGCUCAUGCCAACGGCAACUUCUCAGUUGACAUGGAGGUUAUACGCAAUGGUGUCAAGGUAGUCAGGAGUCUGAAGCCCGACUUUGUGCUGAUCCGCCAGCAUGCCUUCAGCAUGGCACGUGGUGGAGACCAUCGUGGCAUUGUGAUUGGGCUGCAGUAUGCAGGAGUGCCCAGCGUCAACACCUUGCACUCUGUCUACAACUUUUGCGACAAGCCCUGGGUGUUUGCCCAGAUGGUUCGUCUGCAUCGCAAACUUGGACCUGAAGAAUUCCCGCUCAUUGACCAGACCUACUACCCCAAUCACAAGGAGAUGCUCACAACCUCCAAGUACCCGGUGGUGGUGAAGAUGGGGCAUGCUCAUUCUGGAAUGGGCAAGGUCAAAGUGGAGAACCAAUACGAUUUCCAGGACAUUGCCAGUGUGGUGGCCCUCACCAAAACCUAUGCCACUUCAGAGCCCUUUAUCGAUGCCAAAUACGAUGUCCGUAUCCAGAAGAUUGGCAACAACUACAAGGCCUACAUGAGAACCUCUGUUUCGGGAAACUGGAAGACCAACACAGGCUCUGCCAUGCUGGAGCAAAUAGCCAUGUCAGACAGGUACAAACUAUGGGUGGAUACCUGUUCAGAAAUCUUUGGUGGCUUGGACAUCUGUGCUGUGGAGGCUCUGCACGGCAAGGACGGGCGUGACCACAUCAUUGAGGUAGUGGGAUCAUCCAUGCCGUUGAUUGGAGAUCACCAGGAUGAAGACAAGCAUCUGAUUGUAGAGCUGGUGCUGGCCCGCAUGGCCCAGGCCAUCCCUCGCACACCAGUGCCCUCGCCUGUGCGUUCUGCCUCGGGACAACAUGCCCAGACUCAGCCAGCUCAAGCUGGGCAGCGACAAGCCCCUCCAGCCCAGCAGAGACCCCCGCCCCAGGGAGGUCCGCAGCAGCCACUGCCCAGCUCCCAGCGCCCUCCUUCUCAACAGCGCCCCCCUCCCCAAGGCCAGCAGCUCUCCGGCCUCUCCCCGCAGCUAGGUGGUCCCCAAACGGGCCAGCGCCUGCCAAGCCCCACCACCCACCAGCCCCCUCCACAGGCGCAGCAGCGUCCUGCAGGGCAACGCCAGCCAGGGCCAGGUGCUCAGCAGUCUCAUCAGCAGGGCCCGCCGUCUGCUCCACAGUCCCCGCAGCCUCAGAGGGGGCCUAGCCCCGGGGGCGGGGGACAGCACCAGUGGCCACAAGGGUCUCCUCAGCAGCAGCGGCCUGCAGGAGCAGGCCCGCCCAAGGCAGCCUCUGGGGGCCCACCGGGACAACAGCAGCAGCAGCCGCCGCCGCAGCAGCAGCAGCAGCGCCCUCCAGCGGCGGGAGGCCAACCACGGCAACAUCCACGUCAGGGCAGUCAGGGGGGCCUGCCUCAGCAGCGCCCUCCAGGGGCGGGAGCACAGCAACAGCGCCCGGCGCCACCCACAACCCAACAGCCAAGGCCCAGCACUCAGGGUCAGGGCCCCGGGGGCCCUGGGCAACGAGGCAGCCGCCCUCCACCAAGCCAAGGAAAGCCUCAAGUGGCCCAGAAACCCAGCCAGGACCUGCCUCCUCCCCAGCCCCAGCUGAACAAAUCCCAGUCUCUGACCAAUACCUUCCCCCUUGCAGAGGCACCGGUGCCACGGGGCAGCCUUAGUCAGGACGAAGUCCGUGCUGAGAGCAUCCGCAGCCUCCGACAGAGCUUCGCCAGCCUCUUCUCCGACUGAGAGACUCCCUCCUUCCCUUCCACGCUGGGACCCUUGAAUCAUCACCCCCCCAAUCCUAACCCCCAACCUAGGACUCCCCCUUCCAUGUCUGUCUACUGGGACUCUUCUCCCCACUCCUCUUCAUGCCCCACACCAACUGGGACCUCCCUGUCUGAGCCACAAGGGAUGGGCCCUUCCAAAGUGUCUGAGUUGAGUCCUCGCUAUUUGCUCAUUUUGGCUAAUGUCAAUCCCAGGGGUGUGUGUGUGUGUGUGUUUGUGUGGGGAGCCAGUAGAAGGACCCCUUAAAAUCUAUCUUGAAAGUAACCACACCUGCUGGGAGCAACCGGGACUAGAGAAAUAGCAGAGGGGCCCAGAAGCCGAUGCUUCUGAUUGUGGACUCAUUAAAAAAAAAGAAGCAAAAGCACAGGUCUGUCUAUAGAAGAUGGGCUUCUGAAAUAUUUUCCCAUCUCGCCCUGAAUCCAUUUCAAGAGCUCCACUGUCUGUUGGGACACAUUCCAUAAGAGGGAGCCCCAUUCAACCCCCCUUCCAACAUUCCCACUGAACCCUCCCCCCGUCUUUGCUCCAGCUACCUCCUGCUGUUUCAGAAAACCAAUUCUCCAUAUGCUUUGCUACCUACUCCCUCUGACAACCCCCCCACAUGAAAGCCCCCCAACAGACAAUCUUGUAACGAGCUUCCCCUGGAGUCCUCCUUGAAUCUAAGGCUGCAGAUUUCUCAAGUCCACAUCUCUUCUACACAAAUAUGCAAAAUUUGUGCCCGGCUCUCUUCUCCCGGUCCUGAUGCUGGGCAGGGGGAGUCCCCAGGGCUGGGGCAAAGGGAGGGGAGAGGGGUCUCCGGGGAUCUCUGUACAUAGCAUGAGGGAGGGGACCCCUCCUGGGGCCAUGUCUGUGUCUGUGUUGUUGUUUGUGAAAAAGCCAACCAAUUGCCACUCACCCUCUUUGCAACCAACCUGCUUCCCUCUUGGUAGCUGUCCACUUGAAGCACCAUCGUCUUGGCUACAGGUUCUCCCCUUUCCACCAUCCCCUUAGCAAUUGGGCAAGCCUUAACCUGCCCCCUCCAUCCUUAUCGCAACAUUCCUAGAAACCUCCCAGCACGUUGCCUCCCAAAUGCACAACUGUGGUGUGUUUUAACAUUCACUUAUUGCCCAGAAGCUGCAAAGCACGGGAUAGGGCCAACCACUUUCCCCUGUUCCUGAGCUAGAUGCUAGUGUGUACUUCAGGCCAACAAAAGGUUGUGCCUUUUGGAUGGAAGGCCAGCUGGCCAACAAGAAAGAAGACCAAGAUGGCCCUUUUUGACCCCAUUCUGUCCCUUUCAACAAUCUAGUCCUCAACCCACUCACGAAUCCGAUCUUCUCAGAUAACAGCCAUACUACUGCCGCUGUAGCCAAGGGAUGCUUCUGCCAUCUUGGUCGGUGGGUAGAAAAUAAAAAAGACUAACACCCGUGGACAUUCAGGGGGGGGGGUCGUGUUCAAAUCCCAGAGUUUGAUCUCCCCUUUCACUCCAUUUGUAUAUAAACUUGAGAGAAACUUCCCACUAUAUUUUUGUGAUUCCCCAUACCCCUAAAGCUGUGUCGCCUACCCCCGCCCCCCCUUUGGAAAAACAACACUGGGGCGGGGGGAGGGACCGCCACUUAAUGUGUGAUGGUCUGGUAGCUGCAAAGUCGCGUGUCGUAGCUGUGUCGUGACAUGACGCUUUGAGCUGUGUUCGCAACAUAUUGUCAGGUUGGGGAGGGAGAUACCCCAGGGGCUCCGUCAGUCCCUGCGUAACACAUCCCUUUCCUCUUCCACAACCUCUUCUCCCCAGACAGAUCCUCCUUCCCAGCUAAGGGAUCUGGGGAGGGCAAUUUAAAGUGCUAACUUGGUAUCUCUGUUAUUUAUUCUCGUCUGGAAAGUGCACCCCCCUCCCACACUGUUCUCGUGGGCAUAGAGGCCUUUCCCAUUGCUGUGAUUCUGUCUCUGUGUGGAUCAAAGUUUCAAUGGAUCAGUGGUGUAAAAGACAAAAAUAAAUAUAUAUUAUAUAAAUAUUACAAAAAUAAAAUAAAAACCACCCUCAAACCUGCUGGAAAAAUGCACAUGUUUUGUGGCUGGAAAGAAACUAAUAGAAAGAUGUGUGUGUGUAUGUGUGUAUAUAUAUAUAUGUAUAUAUACAUAUAUAUGUGCAGAGAAAGAGUUAUAUAUGUACCAAGAUAUUAAACUGGAGAAAUGAAGAGACGAAAUUAGUUUUUGUGUUAUUGGGAGGUACAACACACAGGGGAAAAGGGCCUCUGGAACCAGAUUGUGCCAUUUCCAGGAAUGGCCCAAUGUGUUUUG
Messenger RNA from Rhineura floridana, 4464 nucleotides. RefSeq names its product synapsin I (gene SYN1). NCBI's taxonomy places the organism in Eukaryota, Metazoa, Chordata, Lepidosauria, Squamata, Rhineuridae. The transcript is spliced from 13 exons. The record is from RefSeq and is a predicted model, not a curated record. Bases 1 to 2157 code for a protein of 718 amino acids. Gene Ontology annotation, cellular component: synaptic vesicle membrane; synaptic vesicle. Gene Ontology annotation, molecular function: ATP binding. Gene Ontology annotation, biological process: neurotransmitter secretion.